CGUUCGACAGAUAAUUUUCACUCGAGUUUUAUCUCAAUUCUCAACAGUUCUAGAUUCUUUUCUCUCAAUUUCCUGUCAAAAUUCUUCAAGUUCCUUCUUCGAAGCCCGGAUGGAUGUCUACAACCUCGGAUCGCCAUGGGUUCGCUUCAGCCAGUCAGCCGAGAAAAAAAAGGCUUUCCAUUUGUUCCCACCUCCGAAUGGUCAACGCGUUUUCCUCACCCUCUCCCAACGUGUCCUACACUUCCUCAUCGUCCAGUUGGCUGAGAGCCUAAGAUGUUAAGCAGGUCAACGUCACCAACCCCCCCAACGGCGACUACUACAGGAACGAGCACGAGCAGUACGAGCUUUGGAAGCACGUCGAUGUCGUUGACUACGACAUCAUCAUCGACUUCGACACCGUCGGCUUCGGUGGAAUCUACACCCGGGGGAACACAACCACCACCUUCGAGGGAAGAUAUAACAGAUACCAGUACUAUCUUAACCCAUCACGUGUCAACGUCGAGUGUGACAGUUGUUACGACUGAGGUCAAGACUACGUUAGUCAAUAGGCCAGGCUCGAACGGAGAACAACACCCCACCACCGUUCUUGAGACAAUCACCGUGUUCUAUACCCAGAGUCCGACAGAGACGGAGACCGUGCGGGAUAGUAGUACUGGCUUGGGAAUGAGUGGAGUGAUGGCUAGUGGACGCUCAGAAGCUAGCACGUCGGGUACUAGUACUCGGAUAGGAGAAAUCAUUGGGGCUGUUGUUGGAGGUGUUCUGGGAAUCGCUCUCAUCCCUGCAAUGUUAGUCGUGUACUACAGACGUCGGAAGAUUAAUAGGCUAUCAAGCGCAUUCGACGGAGAUUUCGAUCCGUACCGAGUGGAGAGGGCACAGUCGCAGCGCAUCCCACACCCUGUCAUGCGAUAUUCCAUAUCUGGCAGCACCCACGACCUACCAACUCUUCCAAAUAUACCCCUUCCUUCCUAUGCAGAUGACCGUGUCCAUCACAUGACUCGAACAGUUCAGUACGAAGCUACCAACCCUACUCCUUCCCCUCCUUACUCACCCCUUGCUUCAUCUUCUGUACACGGAGGGAAUUACGGUCAAUACGCGGAUACGGGUGGUUACCAUCCACCGUCUUCACCUUCGAAACAGUCCUCCCCUACACAUAUCCCUAUACAAACGCGUUCCGAUUGGGACCACCCCUCACCUGGCCCUUCGAUUUGUUCGCUUCAAGGGCAUGGAACGACUACAAAUACAGAUUUGGGAAGUCACUCUCAUUCAUAUUCGCCACCUUCUAGCAUGGAGCAUGGUUCGAUGGUAGCUGCCGCGGAUGGGAACAGGUCUAUCCUACGCUCGCCAACGCUAGAUUCAUCAAACGCUCAUGGAUCGGACAGGGCUCAGUCUUCGUCGUCACAGCCUUUCGUUAGUUCAAAAUUUCACGACCACGAACACUACAGUGAUGAUAACCAUCACAUGCGUUAUGAAAUGGCUCACUCACCAAUACCUGAUGCGUACGCUCCUGGAUUUGGUUCUCAAGAUUCGAAUCCAGUUGAUGACGGCAUUCGGGAAGGACAUGGAAGCGCAAACGGAGAAGGUGGUGGAAGUGGAAGUGGAGCUAGAGCGGGGAGAAGGAAACGGUUGUCUGUUGCCAAUCCUGAUCCUGAUGGGGAUGUUGGACCUGGCCUUGGAGAUGACCUUGGUGGCGAUCAUGGCGGUGACGAUGUUGAUGGAGAGCGAACGUCCGAAGGCCAGCGUACGCCUACUACAAGCACGAGCGAUGCUAUUGCAACUCAGAACGAAGAAAAGACUGUUUAUGCAGGAGGCUAUGACGAGAGUGCUUGGAAGGCGUAUCUCGAGUCUGGGCCGGUGCUUCGCCGUUCUAUGGUUCAUGAUGGCAGGGAUAUUGCGGCGGAUGGGACCUUCGAAUCUGACACGCGCAAUGUCUAAGAGACAUGGAGUUCACGCAAGUAUACUCCAGUUGUUAUCGUCCUUGAACGAUAUAUCUGUCACGUCUCCCGUCUAUCACCGUUCAUGAUAUCAACCAUUGUUUUCUUGCUCCCAUGAUCCGUCUGUCCUCCUGUACAUUUUGAAUCAAUAUCAGGUGUCGCUUGUCUCUACCUUCGAGAAAUUGAGAAUGGAAGCUGCGAAGAGGCAGAACGAAAAGCCAUUCAGGUCGAUUUAUAUGGCUGUGUUUCCGAUUUCACAGCGGAGUUAUGAGGUAUGGUAGGCGUUAGGGAUUCGGGUACCCGUCUUUCUGUUCCUCGGAACAUCAUUGUCGAUGUCAAUUCAAUUCCAAUUCAUAUCCACGUUGUCGAGAAAGAGGACUGUAUUGGGAAUGUACUAUGUAUUUAGGUUUUUUGAUCAUCUGCAUUCAGCGUGUCUGUUAACCCGGUCCCUAGACUGGAUUCCGCCUUGACGCCUAAAACCUCAGUAACUUAUCCAGACCCGUUGUAUCGGUCGAAUGGUGCUGCGUGUAAAACAUACGAACUGCUCCAUGCGGUGAAUAGGGUACGUUAGAGCUCGAGGAGUGAAGAUGGGCCACGUAUGUAAAUCAUUGAUCUUCUAUGUAUUCAGUUUCAGGACGUUUCCAGACGUGACGUACUGAUGAUAUUCCUUCCCAGAUUCUUCCGAAGUCGACGACAUGGCCGCACCCUUUUUCUACCGUUCCACUCCCGUGGUUCUGUGAUUUUAGAACUUUAUUGUUACCGUGUCAGUCGAUAGUAUCAUGAGUUGUUGUGAUUCUGGGCCUCUGGCAUCUGGAAGUGAUCUGGAAUGGAGAAGAACAGGCACGCAAUCUUUGCUUGGGCCGGG
Molecule: messenger RNA, 2796 nt
Organism: Marasmius oreades (fairy-ring Marasmius)
Lineage: Eukaryota; Fungi; Basidiomycota; Agaricomycetes; Agaricales; Marasmiaceae
Exons: 6
Coding region: 274-1932 (552 amino acids)
Source: RefSeq, a predicted model, not a curated record